AUGACAGAAUCUGCAGAGCCGAACGUUAUAUUUGGUGUCUUUUUGGUCAAUUUUCACCAUUCCAAGGGCCCGGAAGUCGAAUAUUCGUAUGGUUUACCAGAGGACUUGGAGGCAUCGAAAUUAUGGCCUUACUUACCGUUUCAAGCUUUACCAGAUGGAUCGCACUCUUUUGAAGAGACAUUUACAUACUUCACGCUGGUUUACAAUGAAGCUGAACGUUGUGGACCCCCGGCAGAAGGCGCAGCGGCCAUCGCAUCGGAUCAAACUGACGACUACACAACUUUUUUCGCGAUAUCUUGCUCACGACAAAUUCGAACAGAGGAGCUUUUGUCAAAGGAUAGUGAUGUUACGCGGUCAACUGUGCAAAAGGCAAUCGUUGUCGUGGCACGAAAACCCAUUUUUGGUCAAAUCAAGGAUAAGCUCAGUAUAGUGACUAAUGCGUUUUUUUUACAACGCGAUUUUACUAAUAAGGCUAUUCUGGAUACUCUAUAUUCGAAUUUGAGCUCCAUGUACAACAUGUCUGCUGUUACGGACGAAUCGCACAUGUAUGUGGGUCUAUGCCUGAGGCGCGUGGUGCAUGAUUUCGGAAAGGAUGUCUUGCUUAUUUUGAAAGCCAUUCUUUUAGAACGUAAAGUUCUUUUCUAUGGCAGUGACGUUGAGGCGCUGUGCAAUGUCCAAUUCGGCUUCAUUGGUCUUAUUCCCAAUCUUAUAUCACAUUUGCAAGAUUGUGGAUCACCUUCGCUGCACAGCUACUUUGAUAACCUCAAAGUCGUGGAUUCUUUUAAAUCGAGUGAUCGUCAGUCAGUCUUGACAUUUUUGGGCUUUCCCUUGCAGGUUUUUGGAAAGGGAGGAUUGUUUUCCCCAUACAGCCCAUUACAACAGUUAGACGAUCUUGAAUCUACGCAAACCAAGCAUUUUGUCGCCGGAACUUCAAACUCGUUACUUUUAGAACAGAAAGAACAAGUCUGUGACAUUCUUGUGAAUGUCAACACAUUUUCGGUAGAGAUUGUCAGUUCAGAUCGCUCUUUGCAUAGAGCUCUACAAUUGACUUUUCAUGAUAAGAAAUGGAUGGAAACCAUAGUAUCUGCAGUGAUAGAUACCUGGAACGAGAACGAUAUUGCAACUCCAAGAAAUUUACAAUUCGAAGGCAGCGAAGAUUUCCUUAGAUGGCAGUUUGAAGAUUAUUUGACCGGUCUGGUGUCUAGCGAGAAGCUUAAAAUCUUUUUCGACCACAAUGAGAGCAAUGAGAUGGCUAUUAAAUCCAUAUCUGAGGAGUGGUUGACAUAUAGCCCGAUCGAAUGUUAUGGUUCACGCUGGGUAGAUGAAUGGCGCAAAACUCAAAAUUAUCAUGCAUUCAACGUCUCAACUGAUGAUAGAUUAUUUGACCUCUUCCCGCCAAAGCAUGUCUUCAACAUGACUGAAAACACCGAAAGUAUACAGCAAAGACUAGGAAAGUCAUUCCAGGCGCUCAUACGAAAAGAAGCCUCCACUCGUGACAAACAGCAAACUAAUGGAAAAGACGCGUCUUUGGAAGCCACGGAUGGUGCAAAACAAGCGGCCGUCAGCGAAAAUACUAAGGAGAAUGAGUGGACAUCUUGGAAAGACUAUUUUGGGAAAAAGAAGAGACUAAAAGGCAGCGAGGACCCUUCGGCACCGGUACCUUCAACGCAUACGAUAAGCUCUGGUUCGACACACGCCGCCAUUGGCAAUGCGCUUCUCAGUUUGGGCUUUCCGCGAAGCAUGACUGAUGACGAUUUCGAGGAGAUCGAGACUCCAGGCGGUACAAGUGGUCAUCAAAGUGAAAGUGGAGAUGAGGUUUAUGGGCAUUCAGGCCGAUCUUCGAGAAAGUCAGGCGAGCAAAUAGAUGCCGAUGAUCAAUCUGGCACCUACAACGAGCAAACUAACGUGUGGGCUGAUUAA
Molecule: messenger RNA, 1920 nt
Organism: Lachancea sp. 'fantastica'
Lineage: Eukaryota; Fungi; Ascomycota; Saccharomycetes; Saccharomycetales; Saccharomycetaceae
Source: the annotation of a GenBank genome assembly